Glarea lozoyensis ATCC 20868 is the source of this 633-nucleotide messenger RNA. RefSeq names its product Ribosomal protein L6. The record is from RefSeq and is a predicted model, not a curated record. Bases 1 to 633 code for a protein of 210 amino acids. NCBI's taxonomy places the organism in Eukaryota, Fungi, Ascomycota, Leotiomycetes, Helotiales, Helotiaceae. Gene Ontology annotation, molecular function: structural constituent of ribosome; rRNA binding. The transcript has 4 exons. Gene Ontology annotation, cellular component: ribosome; cytosolic large ribosomal subunit. Gene Ontology annotation, biological process: cytoplasmic translation.
AUGAAGUACAUUCAUUCCAACGAGACUUUGACCGUACCGGAAGGGGUCAAGGUCACCAUCAAGUCGAGAAAGGUCACCGUUGAGGGCCCAAGAGGUACGGAACGAAUUGGAGAAGGGUUGGAAGAGUGGUGGACUGACGACUGGAUAGGCACGCUCACAAAGGAUCUCAGUCAUUUGGCUGUCAACUUCUCCCACCCAAAGAAGGAAAUCAUCAACAUCGAGUUGCACCACGGUGCUCGCAAGAAUGUCGCUACCCUCCGCACAGUCCGAACUUUGAUCAACAACUUGAUCAUUGGUGUCACAAAGGGAUUCAAGUACAAGAUGCGAUAUGUCUACGCCCAUUUCCCAAUCAACGUAAACGUCGAGAAGAACAGUGAGACCGGUCUGUACGAGGUCGAGAUCCGAAAUUUCAUUGGUGAGAAGAUCGUCCGAAGAGUCGUCAUGCACGAGGGUGUCGAGGUUGAGCCAUCAAAGAACCAGAAGGAUGAAUUACAAUUGUUCGGCAACUCCCUCGAGAACGUGUCACAGAGUGCGGCAGAUAUCCAGCAAAUUUGCAGAGUACGAAACAAGGAUAUUCGAAAGUUCUUGGAUGGUCUGUACGUUUCGGAGAAGGGUAACAUGGUCGAGGAAUAA